This is a messenger RNA of Strongylus vulgaris, 398 nucleotides long. The record is from the annotation of a GenBank genome assembly. Lineage: Eukaryota; Metazoa; Nematoda; Chromadorea; Rhabditida; Strongylidae.
AUGAGUCGAGCGAAACUCGAUGAGUCACGUACAUCGGUAGCUGAAGCCCAAAACUAUUGGGGAUUCGCUAAUUUUCCUAACCAAGUAUUUCGCAGAGCAAUUAAAGAUGGAUUCAAUUUUACGCUGAUGGUAGUUGGUCGCAGCGGACUUGGAAAAUCUACCUUCAUUAACACUUUAUUUAUGGCCGAAAUCCAUGAUCUGAAGGAAGCCCCAGCAUCUACUGGAUCCACGGUCCGAAUUGAGGAGAAACAUGUAAAACUUGUAGAGAAUACUGUAAAACUCAAUUUGACCUUGGUAGACACUCCUGGUUUUGGCGAUGCUGUCAAUAACACUCGAUGGUGUGUGCUAACUAACUUUUUAAUAUUCUUUAGUCCUUCAUUUCUUCUUUUUUUUUAAUG